This is a messenger RNA of Cuscuta campestris, 1354 nucleotides long. The record is from the annotation of a GenBank genome assembly. Lineage: Eukaryota; Viridiplantae; Streptophyta; Magnoliopsida; Solanales; Convolvulaceae.
GGUGACAUGAUUGUUUUUUGAAAUGAUCCACGAAUUAUUUAGGGACUAAAUUGAGCAUUAUUUAUAAUUAACAAGUGCCGUCCGACCAUGAAGCUCGUGACAGUGGACGCCGAUACACAAUCCCUUCCGGAAGACAUAAUCAGAAACAUUCUCAGUCGAAUUCCGGCGAAAUCCCUAAUCCAAUUCCAGUGUGUGAGCAAGCAGUGGAGAACUCUGAUCAAGACCCCAUCUUUCGUCGCGGAAAACCUCUGCCGUCAAUCCCCUUGUCUUCUUUUCCAAGGGGAACUAUGUUUACUCGAUUGUAAAAUGACGCUCAGAAAGGUGCGGGAUCCACAUUUGGUCUCUGGCCUGGAUUCUCAUAGGAUCAUGCCUUCCGUCAACGGCUUGAUCUGUUUGAAAAUCUCCCGGACCGCUUUUUGUGUGUGGAAUCCAGCCAUAGGGGAGCUCCGGAUGGCUCCCAAAGUUAUUGGUCCUUAUAAGGGUCACUCGAAUGUAGGAUUCGGAUUCGGUCCCAUUAUUAAUGAUUACAAGGUAGUGAUUCUUUGGUGUGAUGAUUUUCCCUGUUAUGCGCAAGUGUAUUCACUAACCUCGGGCUCAUGGAAAGUAGUCGAAUGUGAGAUCUUAGAGGGCAUUCGUCUUUAUCCGGAGUGGACAAGACCAAGUGUGACCGCAAAAGGAUCGAUUUUUUGGCUUGGGAGGAAGGAUGAUGGAGAUAUCAUAGUUUCAUUGGAAUUGUUUACAUUGAUUCCAGUGCCUGUCAUUGCAGACCCUGUUUGGUGGAGAAGGCUUGUGGUUUAUGAGAACAAACUUGCUUUGUUUAUUGAACAUAGGUUGUCUGAAAACUCAAAAUCCAUUGAUUUGUGGGUGAGAGAGGAGGGGAAUGUAGCAAGCUCAUCACUUGGUGAGAGAUGGACUUGGACUAAGAAAUAUAACACCACCCUUCCUCGCAAGGUAGAUCCUUUGACGAUUUGGAAGAAUGGAAUCGUCUGCAAAGUGUAUGAAGGAUGGCAGGUAGUGAAACCAAGAAUUACUCUCUUCAACGUCACGACUGGUGAAUUUGAUGCGUUUGUUAUGCAUGACUGUGACAAGUGUAUCGAUUAUGUGGAAAGCCUUGUGCCAGUUGGGGAAAUAAGUUGUCUGUGAUAUUUAUGUAGGGUUCAGAGAACCCGUUAACAUACGAGAGCAAUGAACCAAACCUCACUCUUAUCUCCUAAUGAACUUGUGUAGUGAUGCCAAUGGUAACGAUCCCUUAUCUCGAAAUUUUAGUUAUAGCAUUGUAGUUUAGGGGCCGGUUUGUCUAAGACAAGAGGGGAAAAAGUGAUUUUGGCUAAAUAAAUAUAGGGGAGUUGUUUGG